Molecule: messenger RNA, 789 nt
Organism: Aspergillus puulaauensis
Lineage: Eukaryota; Fungi; Ascomycota; Eurotiomycetes; Eurotiales; Aspergillaceae
Product: GNAT family N-acetyltransferase
Exons: 1
Coding region: 1-789 (262 amino acids)
Molecular function (GO): acyltransferase activity, transferring groups other than amino-acyl groups
Source: RefSeq, a predicted model, not a curated record
AUGCCACUGCCAAAUAAAUACACAACUACAAUCCUCCCACCCCCAGGCUCACAACCCCUCACCCUCCCGACCCCGAAGACACCAUCCCCACCAACAAACCCGCCAUUCUUCAACGACGCCCUCGCAGUCCGCCUCUCAGUCUUCGUCGACGAGCAAAACUGCCCCCCCGAAUUCGAGAUUGACGACGACGACGCUCGUUCCUGGCAAUGGGUUCUCUACCAUCCAAAGUCUGAAUCUGAAUCGGCAUCGGCAUCGGCAUCGGCAUCGGCAUCGGAAUCAGAGGCAGGAAAGAAUGUAGUACCCGUCGGUGUAGUGCGCCUCGUCCCACCGCCGCAUGCAUCCCACGAAGGGUUCGUCGCAGCAUUUGCGCCCGCGGAUGCAGAUGCAGAUACAGAACCAGCAGCAGCGCGAGACGUCACAGCAGCCGGGUACGACCUAGACCACGAGCCGUAUAUCAAGUUCGGGCGUGUUGCCGUGUUAUCCACACACCGGGGCAACGGGCUUGCGAGGCAAUUGAUGGAGACGGCGAUGGGGUGGGCGGAGGAGAAUGCGGGUGCUAUUACUGCAGCGUUUGAGGGUGUUUGUAAGAAGGAGCGAGAAAAGAUGGGGCUUGAACCAGCUGGGGCUCGGGCUCCCCGGUGGAAGGGGUUGGCGUUGGUUCAUGCGCAGGUUGAGGUGGAGGGGUUGUAUAAGCGGUUGGGGUUUGUGACGGAUGAGGAGCUGGGGAGGUGGGUGGAGGAGGGGAUUGAGCAUGUUGGGAUGUGGAAGAGGUUGGAUGUUAGGAAUUAA